CAGACAUCAAAACGCUUACGCCACUGGCAGUUUCUGCUCUCAGUUAAAGAACCUGCAGCUUAUAGCUCGAAUGGAAGACUGUGUACUUCUUUCCGCCGUCUAGAAGAUUCAGGAGGGGACCAGGAAAAGAGUCGGUUGGCCGACAGGCGAGGAUAACGAAGCAAAGACUAGGAGAGAACGAAUGAAACGACACAAUGAGAGAGCACAAAAAUGAGGAAAAUGAGUGAACGAAUGCGCGAGGGGGCUUCGUUGGCUGGUGGCCCCUCGACAUUUCCUUCUUAGACAACACACCCUUCUACCCGUCCGUCCGUCCUUCCGUUCGGUUCUUCAUUCGUCCGCGAGACAUGACGACAAAAAGGAAUUCUGAGCAAGCCCCAUACUGGAUUUUAGUCAACUAAACCGGGAAAACCUUCGCGAACUUGAAGCUUGAAGUUGGAUGAGAAACCGAAAAGACUCGACACGAAUACUGAGUGACGACGAUGAAGAUAGGGACGUAGGGACGAUUGGGUGUACAUGAGAAUGGUAUCCGGGUUGACGAGGAACGACCGGCGCGCAUGAAGAUGCGUCUCGUCGGCUGGUCGGCGUUCCGUCUUCUUCUCCUUCUUGUCAAUGAUCUUCUUGUUAAUGUCAAGGCACAAAACGCCACAGCGUCUAGCUUAACGGUUACGUCAUCUCGCGUUGUUGGAGUAGAGAAUGUACAUGCGGACUGGGCCGCCCAUCUUACAGAAAGUCCAGUUGCCGCCGCCGCCGCCGCCGCCACUUUAAAUCAGACACUGUCUUCUAAGGACCUGACCCAAGUUGCGGCAAGCCUUACAAGGUAUGAUAAGAAGGAGAUCCUACAAAACCAACCCACACUUUUCAACACAGCAUCGGGCCAGGUUCCGGUCUCAGCUUACAAAAAAACAACAUCGGUUUCCACAGAAAGACCGCCGAAGCACAGGAAUAUCGAAUUGAUCACGCGACGACCCGAUAGCGACAGUGAAGACAAAGACAAGCGGACGCGCUACAGAAAAGGGCAAAAAUCUCGACCGACAGAGCCCGCACAAAAUGACGGACCCCAUCAGGAUUCACAAACAACAUGGACCCAUCUGCCUGAUAGACAUCAAGCGAAGUGGGGUCUCGACAAGAAAUUAUCGCAAGAUACUUCUUCUACAUGGGGCUACAAGUUUCGCGUUCAGGAGCCACAAAAGCCAGAUUUUCGUAAAGCUCGAAUUGAAUGGGGAAAAUACUGGCCAGUUCAUGUUUAUUCGACAGGCGGCCUAUUCGCUUUCUUAUCGGUCGCAAAUUUUUGCCAACUCGUCGCCAAAUUAUUCACUCCUGCUUCCUCGUUAUUGAUAAGCAAGGGGCGCUUUAUGUGCGUCACUAUAUUUCUUCUCACUGCCACAUCACUUCGAGCAACGUUUCUAUUAGUCGACCCAUAUAACGCGGAUCUGACCUAUCCGGCCGAAGCAGUACCUGUUCUUGCAGACCUGCCUUUGCUAUGCAUUGCAGCGAGCUUCGCCAUUGUUUUUUUGUCUCUGCUCAACAUCACAUGCGUGCGUUUGACGGCUAAAAAUUUGCAAAACAAUUGUGUCUUAGCCCUGAUCAUAGUGCUCGUGUCCGGUGCCGCUAUAAGCUGUGACGUUGUCGCUGGCGUUUAUCCUUUUAGGGCGUCGAUGCGUCUGAUUUCUAUCACGAUUUUUACGAGUUGGACUAUUUUGAUGGUCUUGUGUUUUUUGUACGUCUUUAAGGAUAUCAAUAGGGCCGCUAGGCGGAAACACGGCGAAAGUCUUCGGGCCACUUUCACAAAGCUUCAUAUGGAGGGUGCUGAUCUGCCGCAUAAGUUGCCUCGACCAACAAUUUGUGUUGCCGUUCGAGUAAGUCUCAUUAAUGCUCUUUUAUUUCUAGCUCUGAAUGGUGGCAUCAUUUACGGUCUCCUUGCUAUCAACGGGGUGUUUAACGAAAAUCGUCGACCGGCUGAUCCAUGGCCAUGGUGGAGUCAGCAGCUCGUGCUGAGAAUGCUUGAAUUAACCCUCUGCAUCCUGCUUGGGUAUACUGUCUGCCAAGGCCAAAGCGAAAGUGAUAACCGCAGCGAAGACUCAGUUCCAGAACAAAAGAGCCCAGGCUGUCUACAACGUCUGUUUAGCUUAAAUUACUGCUGUUGCGAAAGCAAGGACGUAGUACACAACUAUGAGUCUUGUUCUGAUAUUGUCUACGGUUUUCGCAAUGAGAACUUCAAUACAUCGCUAGACUUCUCCAAUGUACCGACUGCGCUAACGAACAGGAGUCACGCAUGGGGCCGUGGCCAGACCACAGCUCCAUUUACGUUCCAAGGACGGUCUGAGGAAAGCGCGGCAAAUAGUGCUCGGUCGCAUACUCGAAAUUCGCUGUUGGCGCACCCUAUCCAAGCGCUCAGCUCAUUAGGAUCUGGACGCCAAUCGAGAAGCGCGACGAACUCAACUGUUGAAAGUAGCCAGCGUCACUCGACGAUCUUAUUCCGCGACAAGUUACGUAGGGGUACAACUCCCGCGGCGCCUGUCGCUGAAGCUCCUCCCGCUGAUGAGGAGGAUGGGGAGGGUGAUGACGAGUCGAUUAGGGCGAGAAUGGGCUCUCGAAUUCAUUCAAUCACGGAGGAAGACGCAAUGCUUUUGAGUUCGCCUUUUUUCCCGCGUUUUAAGCGCAGUCAUUGUUCAAGUCUCGACAAUUCAAUCGAUGUCUCCAGUGAUCAACUGUCCUCGCUAGGGCAAAGCGGACCUGGCGGAGAAUACGUCGCACAUCAUCACCGACGCACGAUGGCAGGUAGUACGUGCAGCAGCGAGUCCGCUGCUAAUAGCUUUGACGUGGCGUUCUUUCUUAAUUCGAACCCGUACCUUAAUCACUCGCAAGCGGUGGCUGCUCAACGUGAAUUUAUGGAAAGGCUAGUGCGACAUGAACAGGAGCGUCACAUGAAGCGAACCACGCAAGAAGAUCGCCGACGCUUUCUUGAAGAGUAUGAGCGCAUACAGGAAGAGAUGCAGCGGGGACGCGUCCCUGUGGACCCCGAAUUGCGCAGCAUCUCUCCCAUAGUGAGCGCGCGAUCAUCGUCGAAACCUAACGGCAUUCGACCGCGCCUCAACAGCACGCAAAGCGACGAGCAAGCCUGCAGUACACAGGACCACAGCAGUACCGAGAAGAAAAAUCAUAGUAGUCAUCAUCAGCAGCAAUAUCACUCGCAGGACGAGCUUCAAUCCCAAAAUGAACGGCAGCAGCCUCAGGAGGAGGAAUCACGACAGCACAAGCCAUCGCGACAACACCAAAAUCAGAGUCAGCAGCAGCAGCAUCAACCCCCAUCGUCCAUGCACAAGAUGAGCCUCGAUCUGGCACCGUCUGGCGUUGUGGGGUCACUGUAUCCAGCAGAACAGCAUUCGCAGCAUAACCGAGCCAUCGGCCACGGCCCCCGGUGUACAACGACGACCACCGCCGCCGCGGACGAGGACAUAACGCCAGACUCGGCCGUCUACCUCGACCUCCACAUGUCACCCUCCGACGAUAGUCGCGACCUGCACACUAUACACAACUCCUUUAACAGUCUUAAGCGGGCGUCGCGCAGUUUUCUGAGCCGCAUCAACUCCACGUUCUCGCUGUCCAAUAAGUCCUAUGCGCCACUCGAGAGUGCUGACGAAUGCGUGACGUACUUCGGCGCAGGGACAAUGGAAAAGAUGGACCGACGACAGCGGCUGCGUGCAGCGAAAUCGGCCGACGCGCUCGCCGGUGGCCGCGGCGGAACCGACAUGGAUUUCGAUCCCGACCACGAUCACGAGCACGACCACGACGACGAUGACGACGACGACGACGAUCACGGACUGCAGCACGGAGACAGUGGCCUCCUCGUCGAAGAAAACUCUCAGAGGAGCUCCGUGCUCUGCGACAGCGCCUGCCAGACCGAACCCCUGUGCACGUAACAAAGCGCAAGUGAAAACAAAGAGCGUGUAAAAAUAGAGCAGCGGUAUAAUACAGCACACGGUAGCUCACGGUGUAGCAUCGUGCACGAUACAACACCUCGUUCAGUUGUAGAGAAAAACAAUGGCCAAAAUUGGCAAAAAGAUCGUUCGCGAUUAUCAAGUGGGUCCUAUGUUUGACUCUAUGGUAGACUGAACAUAGAGACAAAUUAACGUAGAAGCGGCAGCCGCACAAUAAUAGUUGUAGAACAGUGCAGAAACAGAAAAGACGCCAGUCAGAGACACUGUAGCUGAUUGACUGUUAAUGAACGUAACAACAGUCGCUUAGGAGUUCAAGAAGGGAUCGGACGGCGUAGAUAAAAAAAAAUUAUGUUAAACUUUGCUGAGGCCAACGCUGUUUGAAUGACGACGGGGAAACAAAAGAAACACAGUAUUCCUAACAUUAGUUGUAGUUUAGAAACCUAUGGCUGUGUACCCGUAACAGCUUUGGCAAAAAGAAAUGUAAAAAUUGUUGUUGGUUUUUACCGCUGAUGAUCUGUAUACAUGUGUAUGUAUAUGUCGAUGAGAACGUGACUGUGGGUAUAUGAUAAAUGCGAGCGAAGAUGAGCGUAUGAUUGAGGGAAAUGCUGGAAUAACUGAUAAACUGGCUAAUUCGGUUGGUGGGAAUGCUUCAACAAAACUAGCAUCAAUCCUAACCGGCUAUAGAAGAUUAUCAAAAAAUGUAUAUUUUCAUUAUAAAUGCCGUAGGGAGGACGCCGUACCUCUAAUCCGAUACACAACGCGCAACCCUUUUGAAGUUUGUGAAGACUGCCAUAUUCUUUCAGCGACAAAAUAAAGUGGUUGACAAAACACAAAAUUCACCUAGCUGACCCACUCUGACAAAAUUAUACCAACUAUGUGAGCAACAACAAACUCUGUAAACGUGUGUAUAUAUAUAUAUGUAAAACAUAUUUCGCAUAAUAUCAUCACAGAAUGAACUUCAAAUUAUAUACGAAUAUAUGCAUACACACAUUUGUGUCGAAAAGAAAUUUUAGAUAUGAUACGACGAAGUCCUGAAAAGGAGUUACUUCGAGCGAGAGAAGGCCCUUUUUGACGCAGGAAUUCACGCCCGGCCACGCCGCUUUGGCGAUGCUGAGCGAAGAUCCCUUCGAGUACAAAGUCACAACCGGGAAUAUGCGCGAUGGUUGACAGGAAGAAUUGUCCCAGAUCAGACGCACGGCUCGAACAAGACAGACGAAAAAGCCUAAGUGUUAGACAGAAACAAAAAACAGUCGAGGCAAGUGAAGAGAACACUAUAUUCCACACCUGUGGCAGCCUGCAAUUGUACUAGCAAAAAUAGAGCUCUGCGCGAAAGCGAAGCUUGUCAAAAAGAUCCAAUUUGGAACGUGUGAAAGAAAUAAAAAUGCAUGAAUCCUAGCUUGGUUCCAGUAUAAAGAAGGUGACGCGCGUACCCAUGUCGCUCACACAAUCAUCCACUCAUACAGACAUUUUGCUAGCGCCAUCCAUAGUAAAGCCAUGGAUCAAAGUCCAAACUGCGAGCCGCCCGUCAGCAUCUGUCGCAUUGCAAAACAAGGACGUCGAUAUACUGUCAUUCACUACCACAAGCGUGUCGAUAUCCAUCCAAACGACAUUUGUUUCGCGUUCAAAAGGUAUGGUAACUUAAAAGGAACCAAUAUAUAUAUACAUAUAUAUAUAUGUGUAUAUAUAUACAUAUAUAUGUGUAUAUAUAUACAUAUAUAUAUAUCACUAAAAGUGCAAAAAUGUGACGAAAGUGUCAGGAAAAAAUUGCAAUUCGUACUGAUGUCGAUCGGGUUUUUCGAGUCCGUGCAUACUUUGAGAGUGACUGAAAACGAGCACGGAAUGUGUAAGCUAACACGGACAAAAAGCUAAUUGGCUAAGGUAGACAGCACCGGGCAAAAGGGCUGGGUCGAAAAAAAAAGGCCGAUUAAAAAUGGACGCAGAAGAGUCAAUAUCGAACAGAUAUUCACACAUGUAUAAAUCUAUAACACUAGGGAUUAAUAGCAGAACAGAAGAAAGCCGGAAAAACGAUGCCGAAAUCUAUCAAUGUGCCAAAGCCAUAUGCGUAGACAAAAAGAGGGGAAAAAAGAAUACGGAGAAAUAAGAAAAAUCACCUGAUUCCACGCAGGCUAUUAAAAAUGAUGAGGAUAUUAACGGGCUUCGAAUUCAUGCAGAUAAGCGACAUGUGAAACAGAAUAUCGUGUAAACAAAUACAUUAUAAACUAUA
Molecule: messenger RNA, 6162 nt
Organism: Varroa destructor (honeybee mite)
Lineage: Eukaryota; Metazoa; Arthropoda; Arachnida; Mesostigmata; Varroidae
Source: RefSeq, a predicted model, not a curated record